Messenger RNA from Menidia menidia (Atlantic silverside), 3963 nucleotides. The record is from the annotation of a GenBank genome assembly. Lineage: Eukaryota; Metazoa; Chordata; Actinopteri; Atheriniformes; Atherinopsidae.
UACUGUUAUGGUGAAUAAUUUUAUCUGAAAUCUUUUACCUGUGAGGUAAGCUAUUUUCAAGCUUGAGUGCAUUUCGAGGUCUUGCUCUAAACAUAAUCUCCUCAAUCUGAAAAGUAGGAUAUAAAAGAGAAAUUUAAAAAUGUUCUGUUUGACCAAAAUUCUGUUAAAUUUGAAAGGAAAACACAACUCUGAAUUGUGGAUUGAUUUCUAAUUGAUCCAGUUCACUUGAUUUGUAUGACUUAGUUAUUACAUUUAUAUGAUCACCUUUAUCUUUAUUUAGCUUUAAAAAUGUCUAAGUAUAGACUGCAGUAUUUAGCAGUCAUAUGCCACAAAGUGACUUCACCUAUGGCCUCAUGGGGGCACCAGAGUUUCAAACAUGUUCAUGAACUUCUGACCAGGAGUUUUCAUGGUUUAAGCCCAGUACUGCACAGGUUCAGAGACGCCAACGUAAUCUAAGGAUUCCUAGAUAACUAGAUUCCUAAAAGAGGCUUCAGCUCCACUACGGCCGGGCUUGGAAUGACCAAUGCAAAAACUAAAGUUGAAGCAACGUGUAUUCAUAUAGUGGCAUGACUGACAUUAACAGGACUAAUAUUUGGACCAGCUCAAUCAGAAUAACGUGAACUGUCCUGAUACUGGACCGCUAGACAUACUUUCCACAUGAAAUUCCUGCAUAUGAACAUCAUAGCUGUGUUUGAUAUUGGUUAAUGUAGUCAUAUUUUGUACAACUUUUUCUUUAGAUCAGUUCUACAUAAUGUGUUAAGCAUUACCAUGUAUAUUAAUCUCACAUUUUUAAAUACUAACUAAGAUUUUGAUGACAUUUUACUGAAUGAAAGAGUGAGUCACUUGGUCACAAAGGACCACAUUUCCUUAAAUACUGCUCUAUUUUUUAUUUGGAAAUGUAAUAUACAGUCCAUCUUAAACCAACAAUGUUAAGCUAAAUUUGUACAACAUUUGAAUGAUUGUACUUUGCUCGAUUGACUUAUAUGGUUAGCAGUGUGUUCUUUUUUUAAUCCAUAAUCACAUAGCAUGUGUGGUCAUGAGGAUUCUGGUCUGUUUCAGUGUCAAUAUAAUGUGACCUGCCAAACUCAGGGUUUCAGGGUGAAACCGGGUGGGCUGCGUUUUCCUUAAAAUCUAAUUAAAUCUUUUCAGUUGAUUUGCUAUCUGAGCGGUUUGGACGUAGCGUUUGUCUGGGAAGAUAACGUAGCCUCGAUCUCCAGCUCAAUAAGCGACAGGCACCACGCAUUGAUCUGACCUCUGAUGGCGCUCCUCUAGUAGUCGGUGGAUCAAUGCGAACUGGCGCUCUGAACGAGCCCGGCGCUCUGAACGGGCAGCCAACGCGAGUGGUCACGUGGUACGCAGGGCGCUGUGACGUCACCAGAGCAGAGAUUUGUGAGGAAUAAGCAGACUGAGGCAAAGAGCCCCGGAGGUGCGGCACUCUUCUUUUUUUUUUGUAGUACCUGCAUCGUUCCCGCUGCUAUCACACCCCCAUUCCCUGGUCAGAAAGACGGAACAGAGCAUCUGUUCUAUAUUUUAGAGACCCAAAUGCCCGGUCCCACCCAAGCCCUUUCCCCAAAUGGAGAGAAUAACAACGACAUCGUCCCGGACAACGGAACCAACAUCAUUCCGUACAGGAAAAAUACAGUGCGAGGAGAGCGCGCCUACAGUUGGGGGAUGGCGGUCAACGUAUAUUCUACCUCAAUAACCCAGGAGACUAUGAGCAGGCAUGACAUAACUGCCUGGGUUAACGAUAUUCUCUGCCUAAACUACACUAAAGUGGAGCAGCUCUCUUCAGGAGCUGCAUAUUGCCAGUUCAUGGAUCUGCUUUUCCCUGGCUGCAUCAGUCUUAAGAAGGUCAAAUUUCAAGCUAAAUUGGAGCAUGAGUAUAUUCACAAUUUUAAGCUGUUACAGGCAUCUUUCAAAAGGAUGAAUGUGGAUAAGAUAAUACCGGUAGAGAAGCUAGUUAAAGGCAGAUUUCAGGACAAUCUUGAUUUCAUUCAGUGGUUCAAGAAAUUCUUUGAUGCCAAUUAUGAUGGUAAAGAGUAUGACCCGUUGGAAGCCAGACAGGGCCAGGACGCCAUUCCUCCACCUGACCCUGGUGAGCAGAUCUUCAACCUGCCCAAAAAGUCCCACCAUGCAGCCAGCUCUCCCACUGCAGGUGCAUCAAGGGCAAGCUCUGUCACCCCCAAGUCCUCAACACCAACAUCCAGACCCUCGUCAGCCAAAAAGAUCCCUACACCUGCAGCAACUCCUGCCAAAGGAGAGAAAGAACUGGAAGCACAGGUCACACAUCUGACUGAGCAGGUGAACACGUUAAAGUUGGCACUGGAAGGAGUGGAAAAGGAGCGGGACUACUACUUCAGCAAGCUGCGCGAGGUGGAGCUGCUGUGCCAGGAGCAGGGUGAAGAAAAUGCCCCGUUUGUGGAGCGGCUAAUGGAGGUGCUCUAUGCCUCAGACGAGCAGGUCAGCCCCCACCACUCCACACUGGACCGAGCAGAGCUAGCUGAAGGUGACGGACAGGAUGUGGACGAGAUAGCCCACGAGGAGGCACCAGAUGAUCAGCAAGAGGAACAGGAUGAAUACUGACUGCCAUCACCCCUCACCGUGGUUACGCCCCUAUUUUUUAAUCUGUGAGAACUGUUCAAGGACCUUUCAUUUUUCUCUUUUUUUUUUUUUUUUUUUGGUCUCUCCAAGACUAAGCACAUGAAGCAGCCUCCUGACUAGAAGUUCCAUCACAGUUCCGUUUUCUUUUUUGUUCUAUCCCUCUGCUGACUGUUUGAUGUUUUUUGUGACUUUUUGGUGAACUGCUGUGGCCGGUUAGUGGCGAUGACCUCCACUAGCACACUAGCUCAGACCAUCACAGAUGUUUUCAGAGACUGUGUGGGUAGAAAGACGAUUCAAAUCCUCCAGUAGUAUGUGGUGAAAUGCUGAAGUUUAGACGGGUAACUGUUACCCGUCACUGCAAAUUUUAACCCUCAAGCUUUGUGCUUUUUUUCCCUCCAUUUUUGUUUUUAAAAAAACUUUUUUUGCCGUUAUUUUGCAUAUCAAUAUUAACCAUAAGAAUGCAAUAAGAAAAGCCCUGGAAGGGCUCUAGUAGCUCUUAUUUAACCUCCUCCCAUACGUUGCACUGAUGCUGACUCUGUAUUGGACAAUCUGUCCAUAGACCCUCAUCAUAUUUAUUGCUGUUAUUAUUAUUAUUAAGUCUUAGGAAUAGUGCAAAUUUUGCAGCACGUCCUUAUGAAUCAGGACACUACCGUCAACAAAUCGUGAAUGAAAUGUAGUCAAAUGCCAACGUCUGACUGUUUGACAGUUGUUCUCACAAAUACAACAAUGUUUUAUUCGCACUAUGUAACUGGUUUUAGUGAUAGAGGAUUAUUUGUCAUGAAACAUAGGGAAGGAAGAAUCAUUAAUGUGGACUAGUCUUAUUAUGAAGCAGCAUUUUAAUUUUUCAGCCUCUAUCGGAGCUCGUGAUCUGUCCAGGUUUUUUGCCAUUUCUUUUUCUUUUUAAACCACAGGUCUUAGGGAAAGGUCAGUUCACUGAGCAAUUUGCCUCACUAUAUUCCAGUAAGUACAUUGUAUACCCUUUCGUAAUAUUGCAUUUACUAAUAUUGAACUGGGCAGUGCACCACAAUGCUUUAGUUAUAUAUUAUUGUGUAAAUGAAAAAGGAAUGUAAACAUGUACUGUCAAUAGUUAAUGAAUGGUAAAUGUUUUUUUCAUGUCCUACUCAUUAUGCAUUCCCCAAAAAAGGUGUUGCAUGUUUGCAUUUUAUUUGUGAAUAACUUGACCUGCUUUUUACAUAUUUAAUAAAAAACAGACAUGUUAAGUGAGCUUUUGUAUGUUUAACCUGCAAUUGGAAAAGAUGAUCCGAUUCGGAUGGAUUUGCUAUAAUAAAAAUACAUUUUGAGUCCGCGGGAAUGUCAUAUAACUCAAAACUGACAGUGUGACAGCUUCAGGUAUGAAAGCUG